Molecule: messenger RNA, 886 nt
Organism: Diospyros lotus (date-plum)
Lineage: Eukaryota; Viridiplantae; Streptophyta; Magnoliopsida; Ericales; Ebenaceae
Exons: 6
Coding region: 149-655 (168 amino acids)
Biological process (GO): chromosome segregation; cell division; mitotic cell cycle
Cellular component (GO): outer kinetochore; spindle microtubule
Molecular function (GO): microtubule binding
Source: RefSeq, a predicted model, not a curated record
UUUCCAAAUUAGAAAAGACGAUGGGAUAGAAGGAUGAUAAAAAAUUAGGCCCGGUUUGACCGAUCCGGCCCGCAAACCGUGACUCUCUGUUAGGGUUAGAGAUGGUCGAACAUUGAUCGGGAGGGAGAGAGAGAGAGAGAGAGGGGAAAUGGGGCACUCGCAUAAUCGGCAUAGUGUAGACAGCCAGCAGCAGCACCAUGAAGCGGUGGACGGUUUGCUGAACUUGUUCACCAGGGCCAACCACGACCUCACCCUUGUCCAGCACAAGCUCCAAAUGGAGUUCCAACAUAUCUACCCUGACCACGGUUUGCUUUCGCAGGCAAACCCGAUGAAGCUCGUGUCUCGGAUAAAGAAAGUGCAAGAAGAUUUGGCCUCUUUGAAAGAGCAGUGCCGAGAACUACUCGCAGCCAAACAGGAUUUGAUUGACAAGGCCAGGAUGACUCUAGUUGGGAAUAGAUCUUUACUACAACGUUUGCAAGUAUCUGCUGGUGUUCAUCUAACUAGUGAUGUUGAUGAUCCUGCAUACACAAACUUCAACCAGAUUAUAGAUGAGUGGGCUGUUCAGGUGCGAUCAAGGACAGCGGAUGGGAAGCAGGACUCAAGUUUUGAGGAUAUCAACCAGCUUCUCUUCUCAGCAGUUGUUCAGGGCAACUGAAGAAUCAAAGAAAUCAUGGCAAUCUAUACAAUCAUUAUCGAAUCCUCCAUUAGAACUGUCUUCAAUAGUUUAUGGCUUUGUCUCUUAUUUUCUCUAGACUGAAAACAGAACCUUUCUGUUUGCCUUCUAGCAAGUACAUCUUAUUGAUUUCAGUUCUCGUACCUCAAUGUAAUGCAAGGUUGACUAUGGCAGAUGUGAUGCGUUAAACACAAGGGGUUUGAUUUUUCUGGC